UUCUACCCUACGGUACAGGGUUUUGAAGUGUUUCUGGUUUUUUUUUGACGAUGGCGAAAAAGAAAGUAGAAAUGAAAUAAUAGAAUAUACACACCAAAUCAGCCGUCUAAAUCGUCGCCUGAUUCAUCAUGGCUGACAACGGAGGCUCAGAAGACAGCCUGAUGCAGAAUGAUGAUGAGCAGACUAAAGAAGUGGUUAACAUUCUAAAGGAAGUAAGGGCUAACCUCUCUGAAAUCGGAAAAACCCAACUUGAUGAUGAGAUAAAGCAGGUAGCCAAAGAAAGCAUCGAAAAAGGAGACCAGAGCUUGAGAAUUGUGUCUGAAAUAAUGAGGAACUUUGUAAAUGUUGUGUCUGUGAAGCUUGGUGUAAGCCUUGAAGAAACGAAGCAAAUUCUCCGAAUAUUCCUUCUUUGCUGGAACAAGCAAGGAUUGGCAGAGGCCAUUAUGAAAGAUAUCUAUAAUGAGGAUGAGCCAGAAGAACCAGAGGUUGAUGAAAAGAUGCCAAUGGAAGUUAAAGGAUUGGAUGACAAAAAACUUGCCAUGUAUGCUAGAGCUUUACGAGAGGGCCAUGAAGAGGUACAAAGAAUUCGAGCAAUGGUUGUCGGCAUGUUUUCCGUUGGAAAAACAUCCCUUGUCAAUAACCUAAUUGACGCUUUAAAGAAUAAUAGACCAACACAGAUUCCGGUUAAUGAGCAAUAUCCAUUAAGUACUGAAGGCAUUGAUGUACACUUGUGUAAGAUUGAAAAUGAAAAAUGGAAAAAGCUGGCCUUGACGCAGAAACGAAAUGUACAACGUACAUUAGAACGGGCUUUUCAACAGUAUGACUUUCCUGAUUCUAUUACGCCUGUUGUAGAGCAUGAACAACAGCAGGAAGAAAAUAUGGAUGUAUCUGAACCGCCUGAGGAAAAUACACAAGUAAAGGAGACUGUUCAGCCUCCUGUUAAUGUUCAAGUUGACUUGGAGAAGUUAAAGAAAUUUGUUCAACCAGAUGAAAUAGAACCAAGAGAAGAAAUUCCUCGAACAAUUCCUACCAAAGCUCAUGAAGAAAUCAUAAAAGAAACAGACAUCCAAGGAAAUCCACCACUUGUUUCAGUGUGGGACUUUGCAGGGCAGAAUUUGUACUAUUCAACCCACCACUUUUUCUUGAACAAGCGGUCAAUUUACCUUUUGUUGAUGAAUAUGACAAAAAAAUUAAGUGAUCUUGUUGAAGAAAGUGAAUCAUUGGCUGGUCUGGUUCAUGAAAAGUUCACCUGUCUGGAUGCCUUCAAGUUUUGGCUGAAUUCCAUCCACAUGUACAGCUCAAUUCAUGAUCAAGAACACGAAGAUAAACCAACGGUCAUCCUGAUUGGCACUCAUAAGGACGAGAUGUCCGGCACAGAUGAAGACAAAGAAGAACACAUGAAUGCCUUCUUUAAUGAAGCAUUGAGACCAUUUAUUGACACAAAUGUUUUAAAGCAUGUGCAUGAUAGAAAAUUUCUCGUGAACAAUCUUGAUGCAAAAGACCCAGUUUUUGAUGAAAUCAGAAAUGAAGUCAAAAAGGUGGCUGAAGUCCAACCCUAUUGGAAUGAAAAGCAUCCGCUGAAAUGGAUACAGCUUGAGAAAACCUUUGAACAAAUGAGAGGGGACGGAAUAGAAAUGGUAACACUGCGUGAGGUUGAAGCUGCAAACAGAGAGAACCCACAGCCUUUGGAAAGUGCCCAGCUACAGUUGUUCUUGGAAAUUCAGCACAUGUAUGGGAACAUCCUUUACUUUAACACAACGGAAUUGAAAAAUCAUGUCAUUUUGUCCCCACAAUGGAUCAUUGAAGCCUUUAAGUGCUUCAUCAACCACAAAGAGAAACAUGUACCACCAAAGCUCCUUAAAGAGUGGCAAAGAUACAAAGGGUCUGCUAUAUUAGAACAGCAACUGCUGCAGGCAAUUUUGACGCACAGUGCUCCACAGAUCGAAGCCAACGCUGAUGUUGUCGUUGAAUACAUGGAAUACUUAAAUAUUAUGUCCAAGCCAAUACAUUUGGAAGAUUAUGAAGAACAAGAUGAAGACAGAGUUCAACAAGAUGACACCAGCUGUGUGGAUCUUAAUUACACAGGCCCCAUUUGUGCGCCUCUCCAUUCAGGUACAAACUUUCACAUUUUACCUUGCCAGCUCAAAGCAAAGCCUAAAGAUGAUCGGGAAGAAUUAACAAAUCCACCAAAAUGGCAAAACACUGAAGCACUCUGUUUUGUUUUCAAAGACAAUUUUAUGCCACCAGCUAUUUUCCACAGGCUAUUAGCUGCUUGCAUUAGGAACUGGGAAAUUGCAAAACUGAACAGGAAAAAUAUGAUGUACAAUAACUUCGGCGUGUUUAAAGUGAACAGUCAGGCUCAGCUCAGAUUAUGGUUCGUCGACCACAUCGUCUAUGCAAGGAUGUCAUUUAUGUCGAAGCAUAAGAAACAAGCAAUAGAUUCCGGUGUUUGUACGGAUGUCAGACGUAUUUUGUACAGCAACUUGAUGGCGAUCCUGGGCCUUUUACCAAGGUCAAAGAACUUCGCGAAAACAACACCAUACGAAGAAUAUGUUCAGUGUCCUAAUAUAAAUGAACCAGGCGUCGGACUUUUCCGAGUAAAUGCCCUACUUACAGAUGGAGAAAUUUGUUGUGUUGAUCACGAGAUAUGUGACCAACAUGCAAUGCAAACAGACGAAGAUCUGAAGAGUUGGUACAGCGAUGUUCUAGACGACAGGGAAAAGGCAGAAACGACAUUCAUAGGUGUAGAUUUAGAUAUUGUUCCAACUGAUCAACACGUGUCAAAGAUUGCAUCAUCUUUGAGAACAAACAAAGAGAUUUGGCUUAUAGGCAUAGAGCUUGGAUUAAAGCAAGUUGAUAUGAAACGAAUAAGAAAAGACCACUUUGAUGCAAGAGUGGACUUUGUAUUCCAUGUGCUACUCGAAUGGAGAAAACAGAAGAAUGAAACACUCAAGACAUUGAAGCAAGUUUGUGUCGCCGUGAUGAAAAAUUCACCAGGAGACAUCUUUGAUAUAUUUGCAGCCCUUAAGGAGUAGACAAAAGGUAUAUAUGCAAAUCUUGCUAAUAAUGACGCACUAACAAAACUAAAAUAUAGAUUUAAAGCAUCUGAUAUGAGCUUUAUAUUAUCGUAUGUUUUCACUAAUGCUGCAUGAUCUAGAAUUCUCUCAUUAAGUUAAAUAUUAAAACUAUAGCUGCUUGAGUAGAGGCAAUUAAACAGGUAUAAACGAACCUGUUGCUCGAAGUGUCGUUCUCAAAUUAAUGUACGAAAGAUUAUUUCAACCAGUAUCUAUAUGACCUCUUUUAUUUUACAUUUUUUUCUAGAGAUUGGUUUAUCGAUUGUGUGUAAACCUGAAGUAAAUGGCAUUUCAACUACACGGAAUGACAACAAGACAGUCAAGAACUUUUGCAUUCAGACCAAACGGUGAUAGGUCUUCCUGAUGCAAAAGGUUUUAUAUCAGAUUGUGAAUUGUUUUCAAAAUUAUAUCUUUGUUGUUGUUUUAAGAUUAAUUUUAAGCCCGAUUUUUCAUCGAAAACAUGUUUUAUAGAUUAGCGAAAACUAGGCGGGUGGGCUUUCGGGUGUCGUGAAAGAAUGUUUUUUACAUCAUGAAACUUGGUCGGAAUAUUUGUCAGUAUGAAACUUAAGACUAGUGUGAAUUCGGAUCAUCUCGGGUAAAAAACUAGAUAACUACGUCAAAUCAAGGAAAACAUUUAUUCAGUCUUCAGGAAACUCGGUCAAUAUGGGUCAUUUCAGGUAAAAAAAGUAGGGCACUAGGUGAAGUAUUAAACAGAAAAUAUGUUAAAGUUUCUUUUUUCUUUUACAAAUUCAUCAGUGCAUCCAAUCUUCAAGAAACUCAGUCAGAAAAUUUCGCAGCAUGCCAUUUAUGAACAGGGUGAUUAUGGGUCAUGUCAGGUCAAACACUGGGUCGGACCAGUGAGAAUGUGCGUCAGCAGCAUUUUGUUUAUACAAACAAAUAGCAUAUUGUAACGCGGACACCGAAUUAAAAUUGGCUUUGCUGAUAAUUAUUGACGUAAGUUGACAAUUUUGCAAGAUUCAAUUGUUGAUAGUGUUUCAUGUAUGUGUCUUUAUUCUCUGAUUGCCAUUGCUGAUAAUGAUUGAAAUAUGAUAGCCUUUUUAUGAAGUUUUCUAAAUACAUGUUGGUUUUGUAUUUUUAUUUGAUACUGUUUAUUGCAAAUUUAUUUUCUAUGUCGACAUACGUGUGAAUAUUGUGCAAAUUGUCAUCGCCUGUUAUGAUUGGCAUACGUGUGCUGAUAUUGAUUGAUGAAACUGAUUGCUAAGAUCGAGUCGCAAGUAGGUCAGAAAUAUGAUAGCCUUAAAACAUUUAUGCAGUACUAAUUUAAGGUUAUCAUUUUAUCAGGUACUGUUACUGUUUUUUAAAGAUGUUUUUAGGCUGGCAUACGUAUGUAUAUUUUGCAAAUUGCCUUUGUUUAUAAUGAUUGGCAUAUGUGUGUAUUUUUUGCAAAUUUCCAUUGUUUAUAAUUAUUGACAUAUGUGUGUAAAUUUUUGCAAAUUGCCAUUGUUUAUAAUGACUUUCAUACGUGUGUAUAUGCUGCAAAUUUCCAUUGUUGAUAAUGAUUAUCGUACGUGUGUAUAUUCUGCAAAUUUCCAUUGUUGAUGAUUAACGUACGUGUGUUGCCAUUGCUUAUGAUAUCUUCAAAACAUAUUUCGACUACAUGAUACUAUGCUUUCAGAAUUCAGACAAUUGUGUUUGUCAAUUGUUUAGUUUGGUUACCUUCUCAUAUCAAUCAAGAAAAGUGUUGUCCUUAUAUAUAUUUAUACAAAUAAAUAUUUGGUUUGUUGAGCAAAUAAAACGCACAUCAAAAUUACACGAUUAAGGUGGAAGAAAAGUAUGCUCAGUGAAAAUAUUGACAUCGUUACAUUGUUUAACAAUAUGAAUAUGUUGACUUGGAACAGGAUUUCAGGUUGUGAUCAGCAUUUUCCGGUUAGAUGUAAUAGUUUUUGUUGACGAAAGAGUCAUUUCGAUUGUACCCAUACAUUUAUUCUAAAUGUUAAUUAAAAUAUAGUGUACAUUUCAUAAAUAUUUUCCUUCAAUAUUUAUUUUAACAUACAGGAAAUCGUUCUGUAAAUAACUUAAUCUUAAUGUAAUGUGAAACAGCGGGGAAUAAAACUGGUUCGACUUGUCUAUCAAAAUUAUGGUGUGCAUGGUUGCGACUUUUAUGUCAAUCUAAGCGAAAAUAUCAAAUCACAAAUUGACGAGCGCGUUGAAUUGUCCGGUAAAUCUAUUUUGUCCCGAAGAUGUAGCAUUGUGUUCAGAUUCAAACAAUAUUUUGUGUAUAGUAUCUUUUACUAUUGUUUUUAUGCCCCCCUUCGAAGAAGAGGGGUAUAUUGCUUUGCACAGGCAUGUCGGUCGGUCGGUCGGUCCGUCGGUAGACCAAAGCUUGUCCGAGUGAUAACUCAACAAUUCCUGGACGUAUGGUCAUCAAACUUGACAUGAAGGUUGGGCCUGACCAGUAGAUGACCCCUAUUGAUUUUAGGGCUCAUCGGGUCAAAGGUCAAGGUCACAGUGACCUUUUAUGGUAAAAUAAUUUUAAAGCUUGUCCGAGUGAUAUUGAAGUUGGGCCUGACCAGUAGAUGACCCCUAUUGUUUUUGGGGGUCAUCGUGCAAAAGGUCAAGGUCACAGUGACCUUGAAUGGUAAAAGGAUGUCCGAGUGAUAACUCGACAAUGCCUGCACCCAUGGCCCUCAUAAUUGACUUGGAGGUUGGGCCUGACCAGUAGAUGAACCCUAUUGUUUUUGGGGGUCAUCGGGCCAAAGGUCAAGGUCACAGUGACCUUGAAUGGUAAAAAGUUGUCCAUGUGAUAAUUCGACAAUGCCUACACCCAUGGCCCUCAAACUUGACUUGGAGGUUGGGCCUGACCAGUAGAUGACCCCUAUUGUUUUUGGGGGUCAUCGGGCCAAAGGUCAAGGUCACAGUGACCUUGAAUGGUAAAAGGUUGUCCGUGUCAUUACUCGACAAUGCCUGCACCCAUGGCCCUCAAACUUGACUUGGAGGUUGGGCCUGACCAGUAGAUGACUUUUUUUGUUUUUGGGGGUCAUCGGGCCAAAGGUCAAGGUCACAGUGACCUUAAAUGGUAAAAGGUUGUCCGUGUCAUUACUCGACAAUGCCUGCACGUAUGGCCCUCAAACUUGACUUGGAGGUUGGGCCUGACCAGUAGAUGGCCCCUAUUGAUUUUAGGGGUCAUUGGGCCAAAGGUCAAGGUAACAGUGACUUUGAACGAUAAAAGGUUGCCCGAGUGAUAACUCAACAAUGCCUGCGCCCAUGGCCCUCAAACUUGACUUGGAGGUUGGGCCUGACCAGUAGAUGACCCCUAUUGAUUUAAGGGGUCAAGGUCACAGUGACCUUGAAAGUAAACUUGACAAUUCCUGGACCUAUGGUCAUCAAACUUGACAUGAAGGUUGGGCCUGACCAGUAGAUGACCCCUCUUGACUUUGGGGGUCAUCAGGCCAAGGUCGAGGUCACAGUAACCUUUAACGCAAAAAGGUUAACAAAUCUUCUCCCAGUGAUAUCUCAACAAUGCCUGAAUCUAUGAUCAUCAAACUUGACAUGUAAGUUGGGCCUGACCAGGAGAUGACCCUUAUUGAUUUUAUUAGUCAUUGGGUCAAAGGUCAGGUUCACAGUGACCUUGAAUGCGAAAAUGUUUAAGUGAUAAUUGGACAAUGCCUGCACCCAUGGCCCUCAAACUUGACUUGGAGUUGUGUCUGACCUGUAGAUGACCCCUUAUGAUUUAAGAGGUCAUUGGAUCAAAGGUCAAGGUUACAGUGACCUUGAACAAAAAAUUGCUUGUCUGUGUGAUAACUUGUCAAUGCCUGCACCCAUGGCCCUCAAACUUAACAUUUAGAUUUUUGGUGACCAGCUGAUGACUACUAUGGAUUUUGAGGUCAUAGAGUCAAAGGUCAUGGUCAUAACACACUCUAUCCUCAAACUUUGAAUGGUCAUAAUCUUAAAACUGCCUCAACGGCAUACAAUGUUAGCGACAAAUCAGCUGUCAUUUCGGUCCAUGCAUAUUUCAUUCAAUUGUCCAUAUAAUCCUGACAACAUGGCGCUCAGGGGGGGGGGGGGGGGCAUAAUGUUUGACAAACAUCUCUUGUUUGAUCACUAUUUUACUGGGAGAAGUCGAAUUUUCUCCAUAACUCCAUAUAUUUUAAGAUAUUGAAUUUGAACAUCAUCCAUAUAUUGACCGUGUUGGGAAAACGUGCGGUGCUAAAGAAACAUUAUUUUGUGUAUGGCAUUUUUUAGAGUUAUUGCCCUUUGACUUUUGUAUACCUAUUGUUUUAUUUCUCUCCAUAACUUCAUACACAUAUUGACUUUGUUGAGAAGUGCUGUAAAAAAGAAAACAUUAUUUUGCGAAUGUAUUUUUAGAGUUACUAAUUAUUUUUUAUACAUUUUUACUUCUCUUCAUUACUACUCUUGUUACUGAGUUAUUGACUUCGAACUUUAUUCUUAUACUGACUGGGUUCAGGAGAAAUGCAGUGUAAAAGAAACAUUACUUAUAUAUGGUAAUUUUCCAGUUAUUGCCCUUUGAUUAUUUUCAUACCUAAUUUUUACUUCUCUCAACUUUCAUUUACAGGACUGUAUAUGUGAUAUGUUUAUUAAUAUUUGUGUUCAUAUAUGCUAGUGUUAGCAUGUUGAUAUAGCACUAUGUAAAUACGCAUAUAAACCGUAUACAAAUGCGUACAAACGGGCUAAAACUUCCAAAAUUAAGUCCACAUAUCUUAUGUAUGUAUCGAUUAUUUAUGCGCCUCCUUUAAAGGACAUAAUGUUGAUUGUUAUGGACAGAAUGUGUGCAUGUGAUUAAAAUGUUCGAUUUAUA
Mya arenaria is the source of this 7851-nucleotide messenger RNA. RefSeq lists its product as uncharacterized. The transcript is spliced from 2 exons. Bases 129 to 3035 code for a protein of 968 amino acids. The record is from RefSeq and is a predicted model, not a curated record. NCBI's taxonomy places the organism in Eukaryota, Metazoa, Mollusca, Bivalvia, Myida, Myidae.